Molecule: messenger RNA, 1807 nt
Organism: Diuraphis noxia (Russian wheat aphid)
Lineage: Eukaryota; Metazoa; Arthropoda; Insecta; Hemiptera; Aphididae
Gene: Dbp73D
Product: putative ATP-dependent RNA helicase Dbp73D
Molecular function (GO): nucleic acid binding; ATP binding
Source: RefSeq, a predicted model, not a curated record
UAAUAACAAAAAUGCACGUGUCGUCGUGUCGAUGUCAUGUACGAUUUGAUAUUCUAUGUUGUAACUUGUAGAUACUAAACUAGGUAGUCGAAUAAAUUUAGUUAACUGCGUUUUUACGUAUGAUUACAAAAAUUAAAAACAAUAACACUAAUAUUACGGUAUGGACACCACUAUACCAUCAUCAGAAUUCACGUUGAUCGACACGCAUGGGUUCAAGAAAAAUAAAAAGGUAAAACGAGUUCUACCAGACUGGCUGGCCAAACCUACAGUUGUAUCGGUCGAUUUAAAACACCUAGAAGUUCCCAUUGACGGCAUUCCAGAAUUGGAUCCCGCUUUAGUUCAAAAACUUAAAAAUAAAGGAUGUACACAUUUUUUCCCUGUUCAAAAUCAACUAGUACCAUGGAUAAUUAAAACUCAAAAACAUUGGGACUUCAGAUGGCUCAGGGAUAUAUGUAUUUCAGCACCUACUGGCAGUGGAAAAACUCUCUCCUACGUUCUUCCUAUAAUACAGACGUUAAAGUCAUUCUCUAGACAUCAACUCCGCGCUCUUAUCGUAUUGCCAACCAAAGACUUGGCUGUUCAAGUAUUCAAAGUGUUUCUAUAUUACAUUAAAAAUGCAUUUGAUUUAAGGGUGCUUCUUUUGGAAUCUAAAAACAUGACUCUAGAAAAAGAAAAGGAAAGGAUGUUGCAAUAUGAUAUCAGCCUUGGAUGGACAGAUCUUGUUGAUAUCAUCGUGACCACUCCAGGACGGUUAGUUGAUCAUUUGUAUUACACUGAAGGAUUUUCUCUGAAAAACCUUAGAUUUCUUGUCUUGGAUGAAGCUGACAGUUUUACUAAUAUAUUACAAAAUGAGUGGUUACAUAAAGUUAAUGAUAGCUUAGCAUAUAGUGGGCCUACAAUAUGUACUUUAAACACAUUAAGUGAGUCACCACAAAGAACACAGAGAUUAUUAUUUUCAGCAACACUUACUCAAGAUCCUGAAAAAUUAAAGUUUCUUAAACUCUUUGAACCUAAAUUAUUUACUUCAAUUAUAAAAAGAAAUAAUUCUCAAUUAUCUACUGACACAACUGGCACCGAUGAACCUGUACGAGGUGACUUUGUGGGAAAAUACACAACACCCAAAGAACUCAAAGAAUACAUGGUGCUGUGUCCAGAAGAAAAUAAACCUCUAACGCUGUAUCAUUUGAUAAGAAGUAAAGGCCUAAGAAGGGUGAUAUGUUUUGUCAAAUCAAAAAUAGAAGUGCAUCGUUUAACUAGACUUUUAUGCAAACUCAGUGAAUUUGAUACAGAUAAUUCGCCAAUAAGGGUUAAUGAAAUUUCUUCUGAUAUAUCACAAAAAAAUCAUUCUGGUUAUAUUAGACAAUUUUCAGAUGGUAAAAUUGAUGUAUUAAUUUGCACAGAUUCAUUAGCUCGAGGCAUAGAUAUUGAAAGGAUAUCUUGCGUAAUUUUAUACAAUGUACCAAAAUAUCCGAAAAACUAUAUACAUCGAAUUGGUAGAACAGCGCGUGCUGGUCAUAAAGGGAAAGCUAUUACAUUUGUCACUCCAGAACAUAAAGAACUUUUUGAAAAUGUUUUAAACUCUGCGGGUAAAACUAAUAUAAAAAAUAUGAAAGUCAACAUUUCUGACUUGGAACAAUAUGAACAAAUUUAUAUUGAUGCAUUAAAAGCUAUUAAAACUGAAUCAAUUCAAAAACCAAAAACUGUUGGUAAAAAAAGAUUGAGGAGGAACAAACAACUCAAAAAGUAAUAUCACUUUUUUUUUAUUAUAUAAACCUAGUAUUUAUGAAUAUAAUAUUUUACCAAUAUA